AUGAAGAACACCAUUAGAUGCUGCAUAUCUUGCAUUCUACCCUGUGGCGUCCUUGACGUGAUUCGAAUAGUCCACGCUAAUGGUCAACUUGAAGAGAUAAGUGGCAGCAAUAUUAAAGCAGAAGAGAUCAUGAAAUUACAUCCAAAUCAUGUACUGAGGAAACCCUCAUCGCCCACCGCUGAAGGGAUUUGCCCAAAGAUUGUUGCAGUUCCUCCUGAUGCAGAACUUCGAAGAGGGAAGAUUUACUUCCUGAUGCCAGUGCCUGAAAAAACUCGAACAAGAUCAUCAACAAAGAGGAAAAAGAAAGAGUCCCAAGUCACCAUUGAGAAGAACAACAACGUUGUUGUCAUGUCGGAUAAAUGCUCGAGUGAUAUUCUUAAAGAGAAGGUAUCAUCAACACAAAGGGAUCGAAGAAGAGGGCGUGUUGGCAUAUGGAGACCUCACUUAGAGAGCAUUUCCGAGGCACCAAUGGAAGCUUAA
Messenger RNA from Fraxinus pennsylvanica, 480 nucleotides. Lineage: Eukaryota; Viridiplantae; Streptophyta; Magnoliopsida; Lamiales; Oleaceae. The record is from the annotation of a GenBank genome assembly.